AUGGGGGCUGGAAAGAAUGCCGACAGCGGCGAAGACGCGGGUGCCACGUCUCCCAACAAAGAUGGCGAGACAAGCCCCGUGAGAGCAAGGACAAAGGCUUUGGAGAAGCUCACGUCAGGCUCGGCGUCUACCACGCCUACAAGCUCAACAAAACCAGCGACAACCGCCCGUUCUACACCAAAUGCCGCCGCUGCGAAUAGAGAAAUAGAGGACCUCAAGGCUAAGCUCAAAGUGCUUGAGAGAAAGAGGUUGGAGGACAGAGAGAAGCUGAAGCAGUUGGACCAGGUCCAAGGCGAGCGAGACAGAUUCCAGUCAAUUAUAGAAAAGCUGCAGGCGAAAUACCAGCCUCAGCAGAGCGAGAACAACGAGUUGCGGAAAGAAUUAAAGGAGGCAGAGGAGCGGUUCGAAUCGAUCGAGUCAAUGCAGAUGGAGCAUGAGACCGCUCUGGAGCUGGCCACGUUGGACCGUGAGAUGGCUGAAGAGACGGCCGAGGUUCUUAAGGUUGAACUCGAGGCUCUGAAGCAAAAGUCGGAAGAGCUUGAGCUCGAAGUGGAAAUCCUCCGCGAAGAGAACGCGGAAUUCGGCCAGGGUAUGUCAGCGGAAGACCGAGCCAGCACCGGGUGGUUGCAGAUGGAAAGGACGAACGAGCGGCUCCGCGAAGCUCUCCUGCGACUGCGCGACUUGACUCAGCAGCAGGAGGAGGAGCUGAAGGAUCAAAUCAAGACUUUGGAGGAUGAUCUCCAGGAAUUCGGCACUGUCAAGGAGCAAUUUGACGCGGCAAAAGAAAAGUUGGCCCAGUCAGAGGCUGCCGUUGAGGAUCUUCGGCAACAACUCGACAAUGCUUUGGGCGCUGAAGAUAUGAUCGAGGACCUCACUGAGCGUAACAUGAGCAUGUCUGAGCAAAUCGAAGAACUCAAGGCCGUCAUCGAAGACCUCGAGAACUUGAAGGAAAUCAAUGACGAGCUGGAGAUCAACCAUGUCCAGAACGAAAAGGAAAUGCAAGAGGAUCUUGACUUCAAGGACAGCGUCAUCACGGAGCAGGCGCGACGGGCGGGCGAGCAGGAUGAGGCCCUCGAGGACAUGGAGUACACCCUGUCCCGAUUCAGAGGACUGGUCACCAGCCUGCAGAGCGACCUCGAGGACAUGCGGGCGUCACACGCUGUCACUGAGACGGAAUCCGAGCAGCUUAACAGCAAGUCCCGCGCUAUGAUGGACCUAAACAUGAAGCUCCAGAUCUCCGCCUCCAAGGCGCAAGUCAAGACGAUCGACCUCGAGCUGCGACGACUGGAGGCUCAGGAGGCCGAGCAACACUUGGAGAUUGUCAAGAUGUUCCUGCCCGACACUUACAAGGAGGACCAAGACUCUGUGCUUGCUUUGCUGAGGUUCAGGAGAUUGGCCUUCAAGGCCGAGCUCCUGCAGUCAUUCAUCAAGGAGCGUGUCAAUGGCCAGCCUCACCCUGGCCACGAGGACGACGUCUUUGCUGGUUGUGAUGCUAUCGAUAAACUUACAUGGGUCGCUUCUAUGUGCGAGCGUUUCACCAACGCCAUCAGCCACUGCUCGAUUGAACAAUUCCAGCGGUUCCAGAACGCCUUAUUCGAGCUGGAGCCAGUGGAGCGGGCGCUGAACGGAUGGAUCGACGGCUUGCGACGGGACGAUCUUAAGGAGCAGAAGUGUGCGGACGAACUCCAGCGCACGAUUGCGCUCAUGUCCCAUCUCGCUGAAGUCCACCUCACCAACGAGUUGCCCGACUUUGCCGAGGACACGUACAUGCAGACUGUCGUUAUGCAGAGCCAUCUUGAGUCUGCCGGAGCCACCUUUGCUGCUUUGCGUGGAAUGGUCCAGAGAGUUGUGCCCUCUGAGUCUGAAGACGAUGAGAUGGCGCAGCACUUUAGCAAGAAAUCCGAGUUUGUCGUUGCUCAGACCCGGAGUGCCAAGGUUAUUGCUGGCAAGGCUGUGCGGGCUCUACAAGAUCUCAAGUCUCGCUCGCUGGCGUUGCCGCAAGAGACCAAGGAGUCCUUCGAGCAGUGCCAGGAUGCUACUCAACAGCUGGCGGCGUUGGCUCGUGAGAUCGGUUCCGACUUGCAUUCGCUCCUGCACGAGGAAGGCCGUAACGAGCCCUUCACAUACCGCGAAGUCCAGGACACAAUCUCCCAGGCCACCACUAAAGUCACCAUGUCAAGCGAGUCCGAUCUGUUCUCAACAUACCUGUCCAGGCUCCGUACUCUUACUAGCCAGAUCUCAGACCUGGCCGCGCUUAGCGCAGAUUUGUCUCAGACGCAAGAGUUUGAAGUUAGCCCCGCACCGUGGAAGCUUCGUUCCCAGGAGCUCAAGGCCAUCAAGACGAUCCCCGUCGAUGCGGAGGAGGAGAUGCGCCGCCUUAAGGAGGAGCACAACGAAGCCCGCGUGGCGAUUGCGCAGCGCGACGAGAAUCUUAGCACGGCCAACCUCAAGAUUGAGACCCUCGAGUCGAGGAUGAAGGAUGCCAAUGCCAAGGCUUCCCGCAUUGAGGAUCUCGAGGCGCAGAUCCAGGCUGCGAAGCAAAAGGCUGCCAGUCUCAAGGAGGACAUUGACAAGCAAGACCGCGAGCUCAAGACGCUAGAGACGGACCGCGACAAGUGGAAAAAGAUUGCCGGCGACAGCAAGGCUUUCGCGGACGGUGCAGGUGCAGCGGGCGCCAAGGCCGGCCAGGAGCGGGCGGUUGCUACGGCGCGCGAGAUGGAUGCUCUCAAGAGCGAGAUUGCGAGCCUGCAGGCAGCCGUGCGAUAUCUUCGCGAGGACAACAGGCGCGCUAGGACGACGGAGCAGCACAACUACGACUGGCUGGCGGAGCCGCUCAUCAAGUCGCCGUCCGUCGUGGAGCAGCGCCGCGCCCUCGUUGUGGCGGAGGGUAAGGAUGUUCUCAGCGAGCUGGUCAAGUUCACAACUUCGGCUCGCGUCUACGACCUUGCUUCUCUGCCGAAGGACAAGCUCGCGUGGAAGCCCGCGCGCAGCACGCCGCAGUACCACGCGGCCAAGCAGAGGGAAGACCUUGCGGCGUGGAACAGCUGGCGGAACUCGGUGCUCAAGAAGUCCGAGGUCGUGCUAGGACGCAAAGAUGGGGCGGCGGCGGAGAAGAGACAGAUGAUGAAGAGCGUGGCAGCGAGAUUGCAGAUUCGUCUGCCGGACGCGGACGGCAAGAUGGUGCCCGGCGGCGGGAGGGAUGUGCAGAUUGUGGGAUCGCGCGAGUGGGAGGGGAUACAGGGCCGACUGGCGGCAGUAUGA
This is a messenger RNA of Colletotrichum fioriniae, 3261 nucleotides long. RefSeq names its product Dynactin, 150 kDa isoform (gene RO3). Gene Ontology annotation, cellular component: nucleus; microtubule plus-end; microtubule associated complex. Gene Ontology annotation, molecular function: microtubule plus-end binding. The record is from RefSeq and is a predicted model, not a curated record. Gene Ontology annotation, biological process: nuclear migration involved in conjugation with cellular fusion; cytoplasmic microtubule organization; establishment of mitotic spindle orientation. Lineage: Eukaryota; Fungi; Ascomycota; Sordariomycetes; Glomerellales; Glomerellaceae.